Pyricularia pennisetigena is the source of this 774-nucleotide messenger RNA. RefSeq lists its product as uncharacterized. The record is from RefSeq and is a predicted model, not a curated record. NCBI's taxonomy places the organism in Eukaryota, Fungi, Ascomycota, Sordariomycetes, Magnaporthales, Pyriculariaceae. Bases 1 to 774 code for a protein of 257 amino acids. Gene Ontology annotation, molecular function: phosphatase activity. The transcript is spliced from 4 exons.
AUGGGCUCUGUAACAGCGACGGAUGAGCUUCCAGCUCUCCGCACUCAGCCCAAGAUCAUCUUCUUCACUGACUUUGACGGAACAAUAACGGUGCAGGACUCCAACGACUGGCUGACGGACAACCUCGGCUACGGUCGCGAGAAGCGGCGGGCGGCCAACAUCGACGUGCUCGAGGGCCGCGUCGACUUCCGCGACGUCUUCACGGGCAUGCUGGAGUCGGUCCCCGUGCCCUUCGACGAGUGCGUCAACCUGCUGCUCGAGAAUGUCAAGCUCGACCCGGCGUUUGCGCGCUUCUACGAGUGGUGCCGCGACAACAACGUCCCCAUCGUCAUCCUGAGCGGCGGCAUGCGCCCCGUCAUCCAGGCUCUGGUGCGGAAGCUGAUUGGGGAGGAGGCCGUGAGCAACAUCCAGAUCGUGAGCAACGACGUCGCCGUCAGGAAGGGCAAGGCCACCAUGGAUGAGCCCAACGGCUGGGAGAUUGUGUUUCAUGAUGACAGUGGCUUCGGGCAUGACAAGUCGAUUGAGAUUCGCAAAUACUCGGGCCUCAAGGAGAGGCCAAUCAUGUUGUACGCUGGUGACGGCGUAUCGGACCUGUCUGCUGCCAAGGAGACAGACUUGCUGUUUGCCAAGGAGGGGCGUGAUCUCGUCAAGUUUUGCGAGACCGAGAGGGUGCCUUACACAACGUUUUCCGACUUUUCAUCUAUCCUGGAGACAGUCAAGGACUUGUCAGAUGGAAAGUUGAGCGUCAAGGAUGUGGCAAAGAAGUUUGAAUGA